This is a messenger RNA of Mytilus trossulus (common blue mussel), 600 nucleotides long. Its product is annotated as P2X purinoceptor 7-like. The transcript has a single exon. The coding region runs from base 1 to 600 and encodes 199 amino acids. The record is from RefSeq and is a predicted model, not a curated record. NCBI's taxonomy places the organism in Eukaryota, Metazoa, Mollusca, Bivalvia, Mytilida, Mytilidae.
AUGUCUAGUUCAGAGAGUGAAAGUUCUGAUGUAUCCAGCUCCCAAAGUGAGACAAAUUUUGACGAGUGUGGUCAAUUUGGGUACAUAUUAGAACCGGAGUACACUGAAGAAGAACUCCAACAAAUUGAAGCUGAAGAAACUUCUAGACAACAGGAUAUUAUAAAUAAUCCUCGCAAGUUUGACACCAAUUGGUGUUCAUGUAAAAACUGUAUUGUCAUGCCAUUGCCGGCCGAGUGUUUCUGCUGCCACGAAUUUACGCUAUUAGAAGAAAAAAUGAAUUUGGGUGAAUGUGUCACUGAAAAUACAGAUUUUAGAAUAGUUUGUCUAAACCCCGUUGUUCUUGAAACAAGCUACAUAAGUUUCCUGAGAUACAAGCGCCAUAGAGGGAGAGCUCCAGACAAACUUACUAACAGACAAAGCAGGCUUAUGGCUUAUCGUCAGUUUGUGUGUUGGGUCAGGAAAGGUCAACCACUUGGCAAGAAACACAGAAUAACCCUACCGGCUUGUGUAGUUAAUGUCAUUAGAAAAGAGUUUCCAUCGUUGGAUGGGGUAUACGAAGGAUUCAAAGAAUGUGAAAGUGACACUUCAGACUCUGAAUAG